AUGUCAGACCUCAAUGGGAAGAGACAAGCAGAAGACGGAAGACAAGCAGAAGACGGAAGACAAGCAGAAGACAGAAGAGAAGCAAGUAUCUUAGACCGGCAAUUGAAUGAGAUUUCCGGGACCAAGCAGAUCAAGCAUAGCUCUCUACGCGCAUACACAACGCCAGUCGACAUUUUCUUCAUCGGUAUAAGCUCUUUGGCCGCUAUCAUUGCUGGUGCUCUAAACCCACUACUCACUGUUAUAUAUGGGCAAUUCGCGGGCACAUUUGACGACUUUUCCAAAGGCUCCACCAGCUCUGCGGUAGCAUCGUCGAGGACCUCGCAAUUCACCUUGUUCUUCGUCUACCUUGCCAUCGGGCAAUUCGUUUUCACGUAUAUAACUACUAUCGGCUUCUAUUAUACCGGAGAGAAGGUCACUCGUCGUCUGAGGAAGUCAUACUUCGGAUCCAUCGUUCGACAAAAUAUGGCUUUCUUCGACGUAACAGGGGCCGGAGAAAUUACCUCACGCCUAACAUCAGACAUGAACUUAGUACAAGAGGGGAUAACUGGGAAGUUUUCUUUGUGUCUGACCUCGGCGGCGACAUUUGGAUCCGCCUUUGUCAUUGCAUUCAUCGUGUACUGGAAACUUGCCAUCAUUUUAUCGUCCACCAUCGUCGCAAUGACCGUCGCUAGCUCCAUAGGCGGGGCUUACGCUGUCAAGUACACGAAGCUUUCGCUUUCCUCUUCCAGCAAGGGAGCCACUGUCGCCGAAGAAGCUAUCGGCUCCAUCCGUCAUGUCACGGCUUCUGGGAUCCAAGAACAGCUCACGGACCGCUACUUGCCGUACUUGCUGAGCGCAAAGAACGAUGGGAUGAAGGCACGCUCAUCUGUUGCAAUCGUGGUGGCUGUCUUAAACUCUGUGCCGUACAUGAGCUACGCCCUCUCCUUUUGGAUGGGCUCCCGGUUUCUGGUUAGCGGUUCCAUGAACGUUUCCGAAGUCGUUACCAUGACUCUGGCUAUUGUCAUUGGAGCCUGGUCAGUCGGGAGAGUCGCUCCUAAUGCACAAGCGUUUAUCUCGUGUGUGGCAAGUGCAAGCGGCAUUCUUCAAUCCAUCUCUCGGAAGUCGCCCCAGGAUCCUUUUGAUAUGAAUGGGAUAGAUGUAGACAGGAUAAAUGGAGAUGUUACCUUCACAAACGUCGGGCUUGUGUAUCCAUCGAGGCCAGAUGCGACAGUUUUGACGGAUUUGACCUUCACGAUACCUCCCCAUAAAGCCACUGCGAUUGUUGGGGCUUCCGGAUCGGGGAAGAGCAGUAUUAUGGAGCUGAUGAUGCGCUUCUACGAGCCUACGAGUGGCCUGAUAUCGUUCGCCGGAUACGAUAUUCAAUCAGUCAACCUACGGUCCCUCCGUCGCCAGAUCUCCCUUGUUGGGCAAGAACCGAUGCUUUUUAAUACGUCAAUAUUUGAGAACAUUCGUUACGGUCUAGACAGCACCACAAAUCAAUCGAACCAUGAGGAAAUUGCACAGAGAGUUGUCCAGGCAGCGAAGAAUGCAAACGCUCAUGGAUUCAUAUCAGGGCUUCCAUUGAGCUAUCAAACACAAGUCGGUCAAAAAGGUCUCCAGCUCUCCGGUGGUCAACGACAGCGCAUCGCUAUUGCUCGAGGCCUGAUCAAGAACCCAAAGUUGCUCCUUCUCGACGAGGCUACGUCUGCCCUUGACGUCCACUCUGAGCAAAUAGUUCAAACGGGGCUCGAGAAGACGGCUCAAGAUCGCACUACAGUCAUUAUAGCGCACCGUUUAUCUACUAUUCGACAUGCAGAUAAGAUCAUUGUUCUGUCGAAAGGCCACAUAGUAGAGGAAGGAAGUCACGAGGAUUUGAUGUUGAAGAAAGAACAUUACUUUCGACUUGUGGAGAAUCAGCAGCUGUUGAACCCUAACAAAGAAGAGUUUACUGAAGCCCCUUCUCGCGAAGAGGGUCUAGUAGAAGUCACUAAAGACUCACUGAUCGAGUCCAGCGUAACAGAAGAGAAGUCAGGAAACAUAGCUAACCUUCAUAAACGACCGAUUCAAGUGACACCGGGAGAACUCCCAAAAGAAAACCAGGGCGCGGGUGCAUUAUCGUUCUUCGAGACCCAAAGACUUCUUGCUACAAUAAACACCCCCAGCCUCAAACUUCUUGUCUUUGGCCUUGCAGUUUCAGUACUUUCAGGUCUAGGGACACCUGGUCAGUCGAUCAUAUUCGCAGAACUUAUCGACGCCCUGUCAUUAUCCACAGACUCCUACCAUACCUUACGGGAGCGGGUUGACUUUUGGGCACUCAUAUACCUCGUGCUUGGCCUAGUCAUUCUCAUGAUUUGGAUGUGCCAAGGUGUCGUAUUGUCGCAUUGCGAGGAAAGCGCUAUCUUUCGUGCGAAACAUCGCACUUUUCGAACGAUUCUUCGCCAGGAGGUUCUCUUUUUUGAUCAAAAGAACCAUUCGGCAGGACAGCUGAUGUCUCUUCUUUCUUCCAGCUCCACUGAUAUAGGGGGUGUUGGCGGCUUGGUGCUUGGCACUAUUCUCUCAUUCUGCGGUACCAUCGGGGGCGGUCUCAUCCUCUCCUUGGCCAUUGGCUGGAAGUUAGCACUUGUGUGCGCGUCUACUAUUCCUCUUGUUGCCGGUUGUGGCUAUCUACGACUGAUGAUGCUGUCAAUUUUCGAUCAAAAAAUGAAAGAAUCGCACAACACGUCAAUCAACUACGCCAGCGAAGCAACAAGCGCGAUUCGCACGGUAGCUUCCCUUUGUCUCGAAGAGCAAGUUCUUGCCAAUUACAAUAAGAUGCUAGCUGAACAAGCUGCUAAGUCACUAGUUUCAAUACUCCAGACAUCAGUUCUGUAUGCUGCCUCUCAAUCCAUCACGUUUCUUUGUGCAGGAUUAGCAUUCUGGUAUGGUGGAACGUUGGUCAUUGAUCAUGAGUAUACAAUAUUUCAGUUCUUCGUCUGCUUUGCCUCUUUGAUAUCUGGAUCGCAGACUGCUGGUAUCAUCUUUUCCCAUGCACCCGGAUUCAGCAAAGCAAUGACGGCAGCUGGAGAACUCAAGACCCUUUUCGAUCGAAAACCUAACAUAGACACUUGGAAGACCCGUGACAACCCAGUCCACAGAGAGAAAACUGAAUCUCACAUUAAGUUUGAAAAUGUUGGUUUUCGGUACCCUGAAAGGCCUGAUCGGCUUAUCCUUGAAAACCUUACUCUAUCAAUCCGAUCAGGACAGUACGUUGCGCUUGUCGGACCUAGUGGGUGUGGCAAGAGUACUAUUAUUGGACUAAUUGAACGUUUCUUCGAUCCAACUGAGGGUCGGAUCAGCUUAGACGGUAAAGACAUCACACAGCUCAAUGUCAAUGAUUACCGGCGAAUGCUAUCCCUUGUUGGACAGGAAACUACGCUGUAUUCAGGCACUAUUUUGGAAAAUCUCAUGCUCGGUUCCUCAGAAAAUGUUUCUGAGGAUGCCGUCAUCGCAGCUUGUAAGAAAGCAAAUAUAUAUGAUUUCAUCGUGUCUCUUCCAGAUGGAUUCUUGACAGAAGUCGGUACCCGAGGUAUCAUGCUGAGCGGUGGUCAGCGACAACGCAUUGCCAUAGCCCGAGCGCUUCUCCGAAACACGGAAAUUCUACUUCUUGAUGAGGCAACAUCCUCACUAGACACGGAAUCUGAGAAGCUGGUGCAGCAAGCAUUAGAUGUGGCCGUGCAGCGCCGUACUACCAUCGCCGUUGCGCACCGACUUUCAACUAUCCAGAGCGCAGAUCUCAUCUUUGUCCUUGAUCAUGGAGCCCUGGUCGAAUCAGGAACGCAUAGCGAGCUUAUAGCAAGGAGAGGCAUGUAUUUCGAGAUGGCACAGACGCAGAGCUUGGAGAAGACGAAGCCAAGAGUAGAAACCUGA
Messenger RNA from Penicillium cosmopolitanum, 3885 nucleotides. It is a transcript of the gene fmpD, whose product is annotated as ABC-type transporter fsqE. Gene Ontology annotation, molecular function: ABC-type transporter activity; ATP hydrolysis activity; ATP binding. Bases 1 to 3885 code for a protein of 1294 amino acids. Gene Ontology annotation, biological process: transmembrane transport. The transcript is spliced from 5 exons. NCBI's taxonomy places the organism in Eukaryota, Fungi, Ascomycota, Eurotiomycetes, Eurotiales, Aspergillaceae. Gene Ontology annotation, cellular component: membrane. The record is from RefSeq and is a predicted model, not a curated record.